Molecule: messenger RNA, 2173 nt
Organism: Procambarus clarkii (red swamp crayfish)
Lineage: Eukaryota; Metazoa; Arthropoda; Malacostraca; Decapoda; Cambaridae
Gene: CRIF
Product: growth arrest and DNA damage-inducible proteins-interacting protein CRIF
Cellular component (GO): mitochondrion; nucleus
Source: RefSeq, a predicted model, not a curated record
ACCUAAAAGUUUAAUUAGACUCGUAGUUGUGUAAACACGGUACAGCUGUGUGGAACGCCGGAAGGACUAACUCAGAAUUCAGAAGAAAUCAUAAUAAUUACUUUUGUACUUAUCCUGUACUCUAGUGGAAUUGGAGGCUAAGAUCUACAAAGUUGCUAGAGUACUCUUGAGAGCCUUGUGGGGACAGUAGGGUUCAGAAGGAGCCCCUCCCCGAGCACCCCCCAGAAGUGGGAAACUCGAGAAAUAUGAGUUUGUACCGUGUAAUACAAGCGGGUUACAGGAGAGGUGGUCGAAGCCUAGCCACUCAGACUUGUCCACUGUUCCAGCAGGUCCCAGUGGUUCCCGAGGAAAAAUUGGCAGAUAAUGAAGAGGAGGAGGAGGACUUAAUUGAGAAGAAAAGAAAUAAAUCCAGAUUACGGAAAUGGCAUUAUGCAAAAUUUCACCAACAGCCUCUACCUUUAACAGAAGAUGAAGAGCAAGUACUUGCAUUAUCUUAUCAGCGUAAACUCUUUGGCAAUUAUGGCUUUGCAAGUGGCAUCAGUCCUGCCAAACUAUGGCCAAGUAAACAGGAAAUGGCAAUGUAUGCUGAAAAGGAGAGAGUUGCCUAUCCAGACUCUGUGGUAGAGAUGAUUCGUAUGGCCAAGGAAAAAAAGAGAGAAGAGGAGGAGGCUAUACUAAAAAGUCAGGAAACCAUGGUUCGUAAUAUGGCCCAGUUGGAAGGAUGGAAGAAAGAAGUACGUCAGCGUAUAGAAAAGAAGGAAAAAGAGGCGCUGGCAGCUAAGGAAAAGAGGGAACGUCUCAUUGAGGAAGUACGAUCAAUUCUUGGUUAUCGAAUUGAUCCAAAAGACGAGCGCUUCAAGGAGGCUCUGUUACAAAAGGAACUUCAAGAGAAGAAAGAAAAGAAAGCUGCAAAGAAGUUGGAAAAACAGCAACGUAUGAUUCAGAAAUUACUGAAUCAGAGUGAUGAGAGUAAAAGUGCUCAAAAGACUCCCACUAGUGAUGAUCCAGAUUCCAUGAUGGGGACAUCCAUAGUGUGAGCAUACCGCUGUCCUAAAGAGUGCUUCAAAACCAUCAAAAGUAGAGAAAGAAAUGACUAAGCUGUAUACAGAACAUGUUUGUACUUACUGGUAUUAUUUUGUUGUUGAACAAAGGCAUAGUAUCAGAGCAGGAUAAAGAGCUCUGUAUAGAAAAAGGGGGAAAUAUUUUAAAACAUUUUGUGUGUUACAUAUUUCUGGAAAGGACCCCCAUCCCUCCUCAAUAGCAUCUUGAGCUUAAUACUGGUCUAGCCAAGACCUCCGAGACCCAGCCUUACCUACUGAGAGCCAGAAUCAAAGUUUAGUGCACUCUUUACAAGGCAAGGGGGAGCUUGGGGGAUCAGAGAUCUACCCCAAAACCAAGAGAGAAAACAUCCGAUAGCAUAAAUACAACAUGAGAAGCCACUGCUGUAAGUUGGGUACUUCCAGGUAACAUGGCAAACAAUCAUUGCCACAGUGUAAACAACCUAACUCAGAUUUGCCUGAGCUGCCACUUGGUGGUCAGGUGCAUCUGGGGUGUUUACACAGCGGCAACAAUUUUUUGCUUUUUUCUUACCCAAAGGUACCAAAUUUUCCUUAGAUGGUAGCUUAUUUUGAUCCACUUAUGUUUUGUGAUGUUUUAUUUGCUCAAGAGUCUGUUUGGCUUUUACAACUCUCUGGCAUUUCAAUAUUCAGUAAGAGGAAGCUAUUGAUCACCAAAAACCAGAUUAACGAAACAGUUAGCAAGUACUGAACUUAUAAACGUGUACAUUUUUCCUCAAUCUUUGACAGCUUUGGUUACAUUUAUUAAACAGUUUACAAGCAUGAAAACGUCCCAAUCAACUGUUGUUAUUGUUAUAAACGGCCUCCUGGUGCUUCUGAGCUCGUUAACUGUUUAAUAAUUGUAAACACAGCCGCCUAAGAUUGAGAAAAAGAUGGACAGGUUCGUAAGUGCUUACGUAACUGCUUUAUGAAUCUGGGUCCAGCUAAUGAAAAAUCAUAGCUCUGCCGAAGAUGUAUCUAUGUUAUGUACACAUUUUUCUUUUACAAUGGUAAACUGUCACAACUAAUUGUGUUCCUAGUUGGAAUUCUGCAUGUAUUUACAUAUUGUAUAUACUCAAAAUAUGUUUGCCUCUCAUUACACAAUUACUGAAAUUUUG